CUCGCUGAUCUCCCCUUCGAUUCUCUCACUCCCGACCAAACCAUACUCCUCGCGCGAGCGCCGCCACCGCCGGUUGAUCUCCCCUUCGAUUCUCUCACUCCCGACCGUUUCUCCUCCCAUCCCCCCCCGGUGCCCUACUGGGUCCUCCGCCCGUGUAGGGUUUAGCGGCCGUCUGCUCCACCCACCGCCGUCUCUCGGCACCACCCGAGCUUCUGAUGGACGUCGACUCUGAACCCUCCGCCGAGAGCAAGCCCACCCAGAUGGACCUCGAGGAUCAGACGGAUGUUAAGGGGAAGGGGAAGGCCGAUGCUACGGAAGAGGAAGGGAAUGGGAAGGGCGAGGAGCUCGCGGACUCCAUUGGGAGCCUAUCCAUCGGCCCGGGACGCACCAACUUCAAGAAGAAGCCGGUGAUCAUCCUUGUCAUCGGCAUGGCUGGGACUGGGAAGACCACCUUCAUGCACCGUCUGGUGUGCCAUACACAGGCAUCAUCAAACAUGAGGGGUUAUGUGAUCAAUCUUGACCCUGCAGUGAUGACGCUGCCAUUCGGGGCCAACAUUGAUAUCCGUGACACUGUGCGUUACAAGGAGGUUAUGAAGGAGUACGGACUUGGUCCCAAUGGCGGCAUCCUUACCUCACUCAACCUGUUCUCAACCAAGUUUGAUGAGGUUAUAUCUGUUAUUGAAAAGCGAGCAGACCAGCUGGACUAUGUGCUGGUGGACACCCCAGGGCAGAUUGAAAUCUUUACUUGGUCGGCUUCAGGAGCUAUCAUAACUGAAGCUUUUGCAUCAACAUUUCCAACGGUUAUUGCAUAUGUUGUUGACACCCCCAGGUCGACGAGCCCUGUAACAUUUAUGAGCAACAUGAUGUAUGCAUGCAGUAUCCUCUACAAGACCCGUUUGCCUCUGGUCCUGACAUUCAACAAGGUUGAUGUAGCCAAGCAUGAGUUUGCUCUUGAGUGGAUGCAAGACUUUGAAGCAUUUCAGACAGCUUUGGAUUCCGACUCAUCGUACUCCUCUUCAUUCACCCGGAGUCUCUCUCUUGUGUUGGAUGAAUUCUACAAUAACCUGCGUUCUGUCGGAGUAUCAGCAGUAUCCGGCACUGGAGUUGAUGCAUUUUUUGAAGCUAUAGAAGCAAGUGCCAAUGAAUACAUGGAAAAUUACAGGGCUGAUCUUGACAAGAGGAUUGCUGAAAAGGAGAGACUAGAGGCCGAGCGGAGAAAUGAGAACAUGGAAAGAUUAAGAAGAGAUAUGGAGAAGUCCAAAGGACAAACUGUGGUGCUCAGCACUGGUUUGAAAGACAAAAUCCCUGCUUCUGAACUGAUGGGUGAUGCUGAUGAGGAGGAACAAGAGGAGGCGUUGGAGGAUUUCAGAAUUUCUGAUGAUGAAGACGAAGACGAAGAUGUUGAUGAUGAUGCUUUUUAGGCCGGCAUGCUCUGCUUAGUGUCUCGCUCUUUAUCUUUUGGUCUGCUGUAAAUUGGGUCUUUUGUUGGUCGUCUGGCACAACUAAGCAAAACAGCGGUAGCGAUUAGUUAUGAAGAUGCAUUUGUUGUCAGAGCGUGUCUAUGUUUCUGCCACUAGGGACUCAAGAUAUACAUUUCUAUGUGUUGAAACUGGUUGCGCCUGUGCCUGUCUGGCCAUUUGAUGGAUGUUGCCAGUUCUUGGUCGUUCUCUCUAAAUUACGCCUUGGUUUGCAGCA
Brachypodium distachyon (stiff brome) is the source of this 1695-nucleotide messenger RNA. RefSeq names its product GPN-loop GTPase QQT2. The record is from RefSeq and is a predicted model, not a curated record. Lineage: Eukaryota; Viridiplantae; Streptophyta; Magnoliopsida; Poales; Poaceae. Bases 216 to 1421 code for a protein of 401 amino acids. Gene Ontology annotation, molecular function: ATP hydrolysis activity; GTPase activity. The transcript has 6 exons.